This is a messenger RNA of Halichondria panicea, 866 nucleotides long. Its product is annotated as vitamin K epoxide reductase complex subunit 1-like. The transcript has 4 exons. Gene Ontology annotation, molecular function: vitamin-K-epoxide reductase (warfarin-sensitive) activity. Bases 145 to 705 code for a protein of 186 amino acids. Gene Ontology annotation, biological process: peptidyl-glutamic acid carboxylation; vitamin K metabolic process. Lineage: Eukaryota; Metazoa; Porifera; Demospongiae; Suberitida; Halichondriidae. The record is from RefSeq and is a predicted model, not a curated record.
GUUAUGUCAUCCAGGGUCAAACCCCUUUGUACUUUUUGCACCCAUGCUGCUCUUGCGAGUUAAGUUGUUUGUCCAGUCCAGUGUUGCAGUUGUUUUAUAGUCACAGCCAUCAAGUCUUGCUGAAGACUCAUUUAACCAUCAAGCAUGGGGUCUGGAUUGUUGUCGUUGACAAUAGCCUUGUUUUGUGUGGGUGGAGUAGCUCUCUCCUACUAUGCCAUCCACAUCGAGCACAUGAAGUCCGAAAACAACGACUACCAAGCAACCUGUGACCUGGAUGAGAAAAUUUCCUGUAGCAAGGUUGUCACAUCAAAAUACUCUAGGGGUAUGGGAAUAGUUGGCGACUUGCUGGGGGAGGAUCACCCUCUCAACAUCCCCAACUCUUAUGGAGGACUGCUCUUCUUUCCAGUUAUGCUCGUACUGGGUUUUAUUCCGUCACGAACGAUAACCUUCCUGGCGGUCAUGAUCACUUCCUUCGCCUGCCUCACCUCAGUCUAUCUGGUCUACAUUCUCUUUUACAUAUUGGAGAUGAUCUGCCUUGUGUGCAUGCCAGUGCACUUCAUUAAUCUGGCCCUGUUUAUACUAUUCACCAUCAAGUGGAGCUCCCCACCCGGCAAAACUACCUCAAGUGCUGGCACAAAUUCUAACAUAAAGAAAUCACCUGCUGGACAAACUGGCAAGAAGAAAAAGUCCAAGAAGGAGCAGUGAUUGGAACUGGUGUGGUUGUUAUGGAAAAUCGUGAGAUAUACAUGUAUUUGAUAGGGUUUAUUUUUCUUUCUAGGAAUUGUAGUUAUGAAUCCUUUUGUGAUAGGACAUUUGCUGAUUCAUGACAAUAUUGUACAACAAAAGAUAACCAUUGUAUGACUUGA